Molecule: messenger RNA, 531 nt
Organism: Penicillium paradoxum
Lineage: Eukaryota; Fungi; Ascomycota; Eurotiomycetes; Eurotiales; Aspergillaceae
Gene: pin1
Product: peptidylprolyl isomerase ESS1
Exons: 4
Coding region: 1-531 (176 amino acids)
Cellular component (GO): cytosol; nucleus
Molecular function (GO): peptidyl-prolyl cis-trans isomerase activity; protein binding
Source: RefSeq, a predicted model, not a curated record
AUGGCCGACACAGGUCUCCCCGCUGGCUGGGAAGUUCGCCAUUCGAACUCUAAGAAUCUUCCAUAUUACUUCAACCCAUCUACGAAGGAGUCUCGCUGGGAACCCCCUGCGGAAACUGAUACCGAGAAACUCAAAGUCUACAUGGCGCAAAACCACACCCCUGCUGCUCGCCCUGACGCCUCUGGCGAAGGCGAGGGCAAGAUUCGUUGCAGCCACCUGCUCGUCAAGCACCGUGAUAGCCGCCGUCCCAGCAGUUGGAGAGAAGCCGAUAUCACUCGUACGAAGGAGGAGGCCAUAGAGAUCUUGAAGGGACACGAACAGCGCAUUCAAUCUGGAGAGAUCAGCCUCGGCGAUCUGGCAGUUGCUGAGUCCGACUGCAGCAGUGCCCGAAAGAAGGGUGACUUGGGCUUCUUUGGCCGUGGUGAGAUGCAGAAGGAGUUUGAAGAUGCCGCUUUUGCCCUACAGCCUGGCCAGGUUAGCGGUAUCAUCGAGACAGCCUCUGGAGUCCACCUGAUUGAACGCGUCCAAUAA